UUUCUUUCAGUUCGGCACAAACUUCGGGAGAUAGUAGGAAUAUCCACACGCUGGAGUGACCAUGUGAAAGUUAUGGAGGAGAGAAAGUUACUUCAUAGUCUGUUGCCCAAGAGCCAGAAGGAGCUGCCUCCAAGGAGGAUGAAGGACAGUUAUAUCGAAGCCGUUUUGCCUUUAGGAUCUCAACCCAUGUUACGGGAGAAAUAUUUGACCGUACACAAUAGUGUAAGAUUUGGCAGGAUUUUUGAAGAUCUCGACAGCUUAGGAGUUCUUAUUUGCUAUACUCACACCAAAAUGGAUUCCAGCAAGAUGUCCCCUUUCUCCAUCGUGACGGCCUUGGUUGACAAAAUUGAUUUCUCUAAGAAGAUCAUAAGUCCGGAAAAUGAUUUUAAGUUCAUUGGACAUGUGAGUUGGGUUGGAAAGACAUCUAUGGAAGUCAAGAUGUGCCUGUGUCAGUUACAGGAUACGGUUUACCAUCCGGUCUUGGAUGCAACAUUUGUGAUGGUGGCUCGUGAUCCUGAAAACAAAGGGCCAGCUUUUAUAAAUCCACUAGUCCCUGAAGGUCCAAAGGAAGAGGAACUCUUCAAGCAAGGAGAAUUGAAUAAGGGGAAGAGGAUUGCCUCCUCCACUACGUCCUUAUUGAAGAUGGCUCCCACUGCAGAAGAAAGGCAUGCAAUUCACAACAUGUUCCUUAACACGCUGGACCCAAGGACUAUAAGUUUUCAAAGUCGAGUUUUACCUCCAGAUUCAGUGUGGAUGGAAGAUACAAAAUUGAAGAGCCUGCAGAUAUGCCAUCCUGAGGAACGGAACAUUUUCAAUAGAAUCUUUGGAGGUUUCCUUAUGAGAAAAGCAUUUGAACUUGGUUGGGCUACUGCUUGUAAUUUUGCUGGUUCCAGGCCUUUUCUAGUUGCUGUAGAUGACAUCAUAUUUCAGAGCCCUGUUGAAAUUGGAUCACUGCUAUUCUUUUCUUCCCAGGUUUGUUUUACUGAAAAGAAUCACAUUCAAGUUAGAGUACACAGCGAAGUAUCUUUCCCUGGUACUAAAGAGCACAAGACUACCAAUAUCUUCCAUUUCACAUUUUUUGUUGAAAAAGAAGUGCCGUCGGUGAUUCCCAGAACCUAUGGAGAUUCCAUGUUAUAUUUAGAUGGUCAGCGACAUUUCAUGGGUGCAAUGCAUCAAAAAACCAAUGGGACUGUUAUUAUCCAGUGACGCCCUUUUGGAAACUGAGGAUGACAGAGCAUAUAGUGUUUGAGGAGGGCAGGAAAAGGUUUGUGGGGACUAAGAAAGUGUCCUCAUCUUCACGGAGAAGGAUCACACCCAUCAGAAUUGCCAGAAAGGGGAUUUUUUGAUUAAAAAAAAAAAACCAAACACCAAACUCCCAAGAUGAUCUGAAUUGUUUGUAACCUCAUUUAGUACUAUAUUGCUUCCAUUUUCUUCUCUGCCAAAGAAGCAGGACAAGCUGAUUUUUCUAAACACUCGUGACACAUUAUUUUGCUGCACGUGUAGUGCAUGUCAACAUUAAAGGUUCACUCUGACCAUUUUACCAUUUGCUAAA
Messenger RNA from Trichosurus vulpecula (common brushtail), 1552 nucleotides. RefSeq names its product acyl-CoA thioesterase 9 (gene ACOT9). The record is from RefSeq and is a predicted model, not a curated record. Gene Ontology annotation, biological process: acyl-CoA metabolic process. Gene Ontology annotation, cellular component: mitochondrion. The coding region runs from base 73 to 1206 and encodes 377 amino acids. Gene Ontology annotation, molecular function: fatty acyl-CoA hydrolase activity. NCBI's taxonomy places the organism in Eukaryota, Metazoa, Chordata, Mammalia, Diprotodontia, Phalangeridae. The transcript has 13 exons.